AUGCCCAAUCCGGAUCUGCAGUCGUACAUCGCCUCUCGGUACCUGUCGGGACCCAAGGCUGAUGCGAUCCUCGCGCACACUAGUGGCGAUGGCAAGCCCAAGCGCAAGAAGAAAAAACCCGCCCCCGAAGCUGCCUCGACGGGUCUCGUGUUCAAGGACGACUCGGAUGCGUGGCCCAACGCCGCUACCACCUCGGACGGCGAAGAUGAGGCCCAAGUUGUAGCUGAUUCUGCUUCUGGGUCUAGCGGCUUCAAGAAGGUCGGCACUGCAAGCGCCGCCACCACUAGGGCAUCUGAAGCCGACGCUGCUGCGGCGGACAAUGCUGGUGGGGAGGUGGAGUUCAAAGCGGGGCUUCGGACCAAAGAAGAGAUGCGUGCAGCACGACUUGCGCGCGAAGAACGUCGUCGUACCGCUCCCUCGUCGCCUCCUCAAACAGCCUCGGUGGAGCAAGGUGGGGAGGAGGAGACGGUGUAUCGCGACUCUUCGGGACGGCGGAUCGACGUCCACGCGGCCGAACGCGAAGCCGCGCUCCACGAAGCCGAGCAGCGUCGCAAAGCGGCCGAGCGCAAAACAUGGUCCCAAGGUCUAGCGCAGCAGAAGGCAGCCAAGGAAGCUGCGACUCAACUCGCCUCUGUACGUGAUCAAACCGUAGCCCGCCGCGUUACAGACGCCGAGUACAACCGCCACUUCAAGGACCAGCUGCAUGCAGACGACCCCGCACUCGCCUUUCUCACAAAGAAGCGAACCCAAGGUCCAGCCAAGCCCGCUUAUAAGGGUCCAUGGCCCCCAAAUAGGUUCAACAUCCCUCCUGGCUACAGAUGGGACGGCGUAGACCGCAGCAACGGCUUCGAAAAGCUGCUCAUCGAACGAAAACACGCCCUCGCUGCUCAGGAACAACAGGCCAGAGCAUGGGGUCAGUCAGACAUGUAA
Moesziomyces aphidis is the source of this 930-nucleotide messenger RNA. NCBI's taxonomy places the organism in Eukaryota, Fungi, Basidiomycota, Ustilaginomycetes, Ustilaginales, Ustilaginaceae. The record is from the annotation of a GenBank genome assembly.